AUUCAAAAAGCACAAAUAUUUACGCAAAUAAUUGGAUUCACAAGUGUCCAUUCCAAUCCAAUCCAAUCCUAGGCAAAUUAUUGGAUUCACAAGUAUUCAUUCCAAUCCAUCCGGACCGUGGUGUGACAUACAGAUACAUACAGUCGGUCAAUAUAUUUUCGACUUGCUAACCAGAAACCCUCUACUUCCCCUCUGUUUGUUUCUCUGGAAACAUAUAGGAGUACAUUCUGUUUCGUUCUCUUGCAUUCAAGUUGGAAUUUCACUUCUAUUUCUCUGCAACCUCGUCGAUCGGAGAGAGAGAGAGAAAGAGAAUAUGGCCGUUUCUCUCUCUUCUACGGUUUAUACAACAACGGUGUCAGCAUCGGCUUCCUCCAUCAAAGAGGGAUCUCACAGGAAGUCGUGUUCGCUUACCAAACAAAUUCCCUUCAGUUUCACUCCUCUCUCCUCCCGACCCAGGAAGUUAUUUAGAGUCCAAGCAACAGUCUUGCAAGAGGAUGAUAAGAAAGUGGCUGUUGAAGAAUCCUUCCAACCAAAGAGUAUUUGUGACGAUGAUGGGAUAGGAACUCCCGGGGAGUCAUCUGAGAGUUCAUCCUCCAGUGGGUUGGAGAGUUGGGUUAUUAAGCUUGAACAGUCAGUCAAUGUUUUUCUCACGGAUUCAGUCAUAAAGAUUCUUGAUACUCUGUACCAAGGCCGAGACUAUGCAAGGUUUUAUGUACUAGAAACUAUUGCGAGAGUUCCUUAUUUUGCAUUUAUCUCUGUUCUACACUUGUAUGAGAGUUUUGGAUGGUGGAGAAAAGCAGACUAUCUGAAAGUGCACUUUGCUGAGAGCUGGAAUGAGAUGCACCAUCUGCUUAUUAUGGAAGAAUUGGGGGGAGAUGCCUGGUGGUUUGAUCGCUUUCUUGCUCAACAUAUUGCAGUCUUCUAUUAUUUCAUGAUUGUCUUCAUGUAUGCUUUAAGUCCAAGAAUGGCGUAUCAUUUCUCUGAAUGUGUAGAGAGCCAUGCAUUUGAAACUUAUGACAAAUUCAUCAAGGCACAAGGAGAGGAACUGAAAAAAAUGCCUGCACCUGAGGUUGCUGUGAAAUACUACACUGGGGGUGACUUGUACCUGUUUGAUGAAUUUCAAACUUCAAGAGUUCCAAAUUCUCGAAGGCCAAAAAUAGAGAAUUUGUACGAUGUGUUUGUUAACAUCAGAGAGGAUGAAGGAGAACAUUGCAAGACAAUGAAGGCCUGCCAAAUUCAUGGCAGCCUUCGGUCGCCUCAUUCUUUUCAAGAGGACACCAUUGAGGACGAUUCGGGUUGUAUCCCUCCCUGAGCAGAUUGUGAAGGUAUUGUAGAUUGUAUGAAAAAAUCUUUAACAUCUCCACAAGCAAAGGAAUAGAGAGAUACAUUUGAAAGAAACACACGAGAAUAAUUGUUGUUUACGAGAACAAUACAGAGGAAGAAGUAAUGAUAAUAGCAUAGUUUCAAUA
Messenger RNA from Rhododendron vialii, 1469 nucleotides. Its product is annotated as ubiquinol oxidase 4, chloroplastic/chromoplastic. The record is from RefSeq and is a predicted model, not a curated record. Gene Ontology annotation, molecular function: alternative oxidase activity. Gene Ontology annotation, biological process: alternative respiration. Lineage: Eukaryota; Viridiplantae; Streptophyta; Magnoliopsida; Ericales; Ericaceae. The transcript has 9 exons. Gene Ontology annotation, cellular component: thylakoid; mitochondrion. Bases 314 to 1312 code for a protein of 332 amino acids.